Messenger RNA from Lachnellula hyalina, 756 nucleotides. RefSeq names its product Bifunctional cytokinin biosynthesis protein (gene FCK1). Gene Ontology annotation, biological process: cytokinin biosynthetic process. Bases 1 to 756 code for a protein of 251 amino acids. Lineage: Eukaryota; Fungi; Ascomycota; Leotiomycetes; Helotiales; Lachnaceae. The record is from RefSeq and is a predicted model, not a curated record. Gene Ontology annotation, molecular function: hydrolase activity, hydrolyzing N-glycosyl compounds. The transcript has 4 exons. Gene Ontology annotation, cellular component: cytosol.
AUGGUAUUGAACGGCACAUCCCCCGUUUCCCCAACCAUGAACGCAGAGUCCUCAACCCCAAGCCUUUCAAACCUACCCAAAGACACCCUUUCUCCUCCAGCAGCAGCAGGAGCACCAGUCAAGAUCUGCGUUUUCUGCGGUUCAUCUCCUGGAAAAUCACCAGCCCAUAUGGAAGCUGCGCGCGCCCUGGCUCAAGUAAUGGCUCGUAAUAACAUCCAGCUAGUGUACGGCGGCGGAACAGUUGGUCUCAUGGGCGAAGUAGCCCGCACCCUCGUCUCCCUCUCCGGCCCAGAAUCCGUGCACGGCAUUAUCCCCACAGCGCUCGUCCAGUACGAGGCCGGCCCCAACUCGGCCACGGAGAGCAGUGAUCUACCAGCGUAUGCUACGUAUGGGAAGACAACGGUGGUGAAUAGUAUGCAUCAGCGGAAGGAAAUGAUGGUGAAGGAGAUUGUUGAUGCGGGGGCUGGGAGUGGGUUUGUUGCUUUGAGCGGCGGCUACGGCACCCUCGAAGAGCUAAUGGAAGUAGUAACGUGGAACCAACUCGGGAUCCACGAGCGGGGUGUCUGCGUGCUGAACAUCGAAGGGUACUGGGACGGGCUCCUGCACUGGGUAGAGGGUAGUGUGGAUGCCGGGUUCGUGGGAUUGAAGAAUCGGAACAUUAUCGGUGAGGCGAAGAAUGGGGAGGAGGCGGUGGAGGUUUUGAAGGUGUAUGUGCCCGAUGAGGGGCGCUUUAAGUUGAAGUGGGGGAAUGAGUAG